Doryrhamphus excisus (bluestripe pipefish) is the source of this 1357-nucleotide messenger RNA. NCBI's taxonomy places the organism in Eukaryota, Metazoa, Chordata, Actinopteri, Syngnathiformes, Syngnathidae. The record is from RefSeq and is a predicted model, not a curated record.
CCAUCUUGACAGUUGAGGCGGUCCACUUCCGAGAUUACCCGCACAGUAUCCCCGCUACGCCUGUUUCCAGGUUGUAGGCUGCUAAAGGAAUAUCGUAACAUCGUGGAAUUUCUGUCCUAUCCACGGUCGCCACUCUUGUUAGUUCGCUGUACCUUUCGCUUUUCAGCAGCGUGGAGUAAGUUCCACAUCGUUUGGAACCUCACUCUCAGCCAACACAAUGAUCACCAGAAGAAGAGGCCUCUGCAAUACUGAGCUGAAAUCCCUAGAGGUCGAAGUGAGCAGUGCUGUGAAGACUAUAGAAGAUUUCCCAAAUCUCCCCGAGGAUUUCCCAGCCGAUGACUUUGACAGUGCUGGAAUCGAGCUGGAUGACUUGUUUGCAAUUGAAGGCCUAAAAUGGACUCUUGAGCGAGACACAACCCCCCCGCUCUUUGACACAGAGCUUGGUGAGUACAGUGGCAAGAAACAAGAUUGUGGAGCUGAAGUCUCAACUGCCUCCUCUCCAGAGAGCGUGUCGUCUGCCUUGAAGAUAAGGAACAAGCAGCAGCAGCAUUCCCUCAAUCUUAUAAACAAAAACGCUAUUGCCGCUAGGUUGAAUCGCCUCAAAAAGAAGGAGUAUGUUAACAGCCUGGAAAAGAAAGUGGGUAUGAUGUCCACAGAAAACAACAUGCUCAAAGUGGAAAACUCUCAGUUGACCAAAAGAGUGGAGGAACUAGAAGAUGAGACCAGGGCGCCGACUCAAACGAGCACGACUACGCGCUCCCAAGGAAACGUGUGAAAGUGGAGGAGAAAGAGACAUCGGGCGGCGUGUGCCUCCAUGUGGACAAGAACCAUGUGUCAGUGGAGUUCUGCACUAAGUGUGCAGAGAGUGCAAGCACAUCGCUUAAAAUUUUCUUCUAGGUAAUGGUUGAUCUACAAUGAAGGAUGAAUGGCUUUCUGAACACCUUAACCUGCUUGACUCCAUGGUAAGGAUCAGACUAGACCGUGCUCAUUUUUCUUGCCCCAUAAGAUUUAAGACAUCCAGCAUUGACAACGCUACUUUUACUUUUAAAAAUAAUUUUGGUAUGACAACAGUUUGAGCAUGAAUUAUUUUUGGUAGCUUUUUUUUUUUUUUUUUGGAAGAGUUUGGUUAUAGCUAAAGUGUAAAAGCUAUUUGAGUGAAAUAAACUACAAAGCAAUGGCUUUGGUAGAAGAUUUAAAAAUGACGGUGAAGGUCCACAAAGAGUCGUAUUUAAUUGGCUUUUAAAAUACAACAUAUGAGUAAUCCAAAUUGUUUACUUUUGCUACAGGAUCUCUUUGUGAACCAGCACCAUUAUAAGUAAGAAUACUUUGAUUUAGCGCCACUUGUUUUUCUUUAUUG